AACAGGAGUGGGCUGGGUAUGUUUGUGUGAGUGCAGCUCUGCACAGAUCCUCCUAAGUGUGUACAGUAUGAUUCCUGGGGGGAAACACUCACUCUCUGCCCGUUGGGGAGGCUGCUGAGCAUUGGAACCCCGUGCACACGCCAGGCGACAGAGGGAGUCUGAAAUGCCUACCAGGGGUAUCAAAAGAAAAUAUUCUGAAUGGGAGGAAUCUCUCCUGGAUGCACAUCUGUCCUUUCAGACAGACAGCUACUCUUUCUUCCGUCAAUCUCUACUAAACAUUUCACUCGAGAAGUUCAACAAGGGACGUACGAUGAUCGAGCCUAGUCUGCGACGCUAUGUUCUCAUCGCCAACACUCUGAGAGUUAUCCAAGAGGAGAUUUGUCAUGAGAAUCCAUGCCCUUUUCCGGAUGCUGGGCUUUCCCAGGCAUGCAACCCAUUGUUUGGGAGUGACGUAGGCCCCUGUCUCCCUCAAGAUAUGGAAAAUAUCCCUCUACCUUCUGCGGAAGAUGAAUUCACGGUGUCUUCUGCCAUUGCUUCUAUUUUAAGAGAACUAGAAAGUGUUUUGGAUGAAAGUUGUCCACGAGGGCAUCACCGUGCCUUUGGCAUGCUUGAACCUGUAGCCAAGGCUGAGUCUUACAGUGGUUCACCAACCCUUUCACCUGCUCAGCCAACAAGUGAUCCUGUUGCGACUAUGAAGGAACAGAUUUUUAAUUUCAACUCUGGAUCUCUGGGCGACAGCACGGAUAUUGCAUUAAUAAAAGAACUGGUGCUGGCUGCGGCCUCUUCAGAAAGCCUGCCUGAGCUUCCAGUACCCAUGGACACCUCCCUCUUGGAGGAGAAGCCUGCCGAGGUCUCCUCACCAUCUAACUUACCUGAAGUAACGAUUGCUAUGGACACUUUUAGCCCCGAAGAUGUGGCUGCAGAGGCACCGCUAGAGCAGAGUAUUUCAGCAGUGCCUACUAAAGAACCGAAAUCUUCAGAGGCAGUCUUUGGUAGUUUUGAGAUAAUGAAUUCCAGCUAUCUUAAUGGUGUCUCCUUCGAUGACCCCUUUUCAGACAUAGACACCUCUGUGUUUGAGAAAGAAACACCAAACUCGGGGACUACACCAAACAACCGAUCGUCUUCUUCAGAAGAACCCUUGUUUGCCUCAUCUUGUAAUUCUCCAAAUUGCACCUCCAGUCACGGGAUUCGGGAAUCAAAUGAACUUGACAACAUCAUUGAAAUAUUAGUCGGGUCAUAGUCUCUUGAGUUGGUGAUAAGACGUUCAUUUUAUGAAAGACUGGCCAGUAUAAGGUUUUUAAGCUGGAAAGACUGAGAAAAUGCACCUUUUGCACACAAACUAUAUUUUAUCCUUUGCUGGUUAUCUUACGGUUAAAGCAGGAACUGUGCCUCCGACUAGUAACCAGGGAUAUUUAUUGUUUACAGAAGCAAUGCAGUAAUAUAUAUUUUAUAUCCACCUGCAUCAGACUUGUCAGGGCUGAUCGAGUGGAGCACAUUGCCUCCUUGUUGUUUUAUGACUAGUCUUAAUACCAGAAUGUAUUCUGGGGUUUGCUGAUGGCUCCUAGGGCAGGCAGGCCACCUUGUCUUCCAUGAAGAUCCUAUUUUUAUGUAUUGACUUUUUUUUUUUUUUUAAUUAUUUUUUUUUUUUAAAUACUCUGAUCUAUUUUUAUAGAAGAGUUUGAUGUUGGUUUUUUUUUUGUGUUUUUUUUUAUUUUUUAUACACACUUUAAAACUGUGGAGGGCCAAAUAUUGGGUGCUGUACAGUCACUUUAUAAGGAUUGGAUUGGAACAGGGACGUGCGGUGAGGUACUGGCUAGUACCAGAGCCAGAUUUCCACACAAUAUAUGAGCCAAAGGGUUCAUGUGGACAUUAUACAAAGAUGCAGCAGUAUAUACUGCUGGAAGUUGGGGUGGUUUGAUCAGAAAUGUGCAGAGAAGAUACUGCCUCACCUGCCAUAGACCUUUUUACUCCAUAGUUUUGAGUAUAAAAAUGAUUAUAAUACAAAGAAGAUAUUUCUAAUAUAUACUUUGUGUAGUCAAAACUCUGGCAUAUGCGUUGGUAUGACGGGAAAGGCUUUGCCUCACCCCACCGCAUGUCACUGGAUUGUAAGUAGUCUUCCACAGGCUGUUGCAUGCUAAUAUUUUUUGCAUUUCAGACCUGCAAUUCCAAUCUGUAACACUUUGGGUUAUUUUUCUCCUAAAUUCAGCAUUUUCUUUGCCCAUGUCUGUUCUGAGAUCUCUUUCAGGAUAUCCUGACGAUCUGCUGCUUUUUGUACUAACUGGGUGAAUACUGUCAUAUACUGUACAUGCAGUGAUUUAAACACCUAUUAGGUCAGUAUUGCCUUUUAAUUUUACCAGAGUAUGAUACCCCUAAUGCAGCGCACUUUACUCUUGCGGAGAGUAACAGAUGGGCACGUGCAUGGAGACUGGUGCAAAGUUGAAAAAGGUGGUAUCGUACGUAGACCUCGGUUAACACUCAUGUUGCAGUACAUUUCCAAAAAUUGGGGGGCAGAUUCAGUCAGCCGUAGAAGCCACUGGGACCUGUCCUGGUGGCUUCUGAGCUUUAAGUACAGAUGGUGGAACCUGAAUGCAACCCUUAGUGGUGCCUGUGGAUUCUCCCUACCAUUAUGGACAGAAACAUUUGCAAUUUCUUUAUUCUCUCUCUCUCUCUCUCCCUCCCCCUUUCAGACAUGCCACCCACUAUUCUUGGUGGAUGGAUAUAUAUAUAUAUAUAUAUAUAUAUAUAUAUAUAUAUAUAUAUAUAUAUAUAUACACACACACACACACACACACACACACACACACACACACACACACACACACACACACACACACACACACACACAUUAUAAAAUUAUGUUGUUGACAUCUAAGCAGGCACGACAAGCAACUUAAAGCCAUGUCAGAACUCUCAGUUGUCUGGAGCAAUUUAAACGGGUGCGGUCUGCUGCAUGUCAUCCUUUGCCAGUGUAACCUUUCUUUUUAGAGGUUUCUUUAGGAGAACCUACAUACGACUCUUCUGAAUUUACAAUACAAAGUGGGGACACCUCAUGGGGUGUAAGUAAUGUGAAAUCUUAAGUGACCUCAUAAGCAAUAGCAUGAAUAGCCAUAUCUACUGGUUGGAAAUAUUGUACCUUUUGCUAGCACACAAUGUAAGGGGAGCCAGUAUUAACAGUAUUGCAGCUUAUUCGUUCACUAGGAACUGGUGGCACCAUACAGGGAAGAAGGCAUUUUAAGGGGGAGAUGUACUAAGCAGUGAUAAAAGUGGACAAGUGAACCAGUGUACAGGUUGACCAUGGCAACCAAUCAGCAUUGACGUAACAUUUAUCAUUUGCAUACUAUAAAAGUAUACAGAGCAGCUGAUUGGUUGCCAUGGGCAACUUCUCUACUGCCUCACGUCUCCACUUUUAUCACUGCUUGGUACAUGUCCCCCAGUUCCAUGUGCCUUGUAGAUGGAUUGUCUAAGCCCAUACAAUGGUUUCCUCUGGAGUGUAAAGAUGACAAACUGUGUUUCCCUGCUGUGCUCCUCAAGCCCUCCCAACAGGUCACAUUUUCAGGAUUCCCUUAUUUGUUUUGUGUUUUUAAAUAUUGUCCGUGGUCCAUCAAAAGAAUGUCAAAUAUAGCCUAGUGGCGGUGCCCGGGGACUGGAGCUGAACGACCCUGUUUUAAAGAUCAUAUAAAAAGUUUUCACCUAUUUGAUAUUUAUGACCCUAGUGCUCUGGUUUAGAUUUUGGUUCUGGUAACUCAUUACUUACCAGUUGAUAUAGGAGUUGUUGUUCAAAACGGCUUACAGCUCAUAGGCUGACCAACUUUAAUUCACUACUACCACUGCGACUUUUGUGAAUUUAUGGCCGUUGCUCUACACUUCAGUGAUCUCUGUAAUGAGAGCAAUGUCCUUUAGAAAGUGCACAGGUUUACAAUGACUGUAUAUGUUUUGUCAUGCAGUAUAAAACUGUAGUACUUAAAAAGAUGUUUUCUUGUCUGAAGUAAAAUGUGCGCCAUCUGUUGCAUCUAGGUACGUCGCCAUAUUAUCUGCCUGUACACACAUUUCUUACAAGUUCUACAUGUGGCUAUAAUUGAAAAAGGGUGCCUUGAUGCAAAACUAAUGAAUUCUAGUGUUAACAACUAACUGUGCCUGUUGUCCAUAUCGGGGGCAAAUAUUUUGUGAGCUGAACCAAUGUUUAUAUUGAAAUGCGGUCUUUACUUUCACAAAAUGGCUGCCAUUACUGUGUGCGGCAAAAGGUACACUGCAGCAGGAUUUCCAAACUUCCAGAGACUCAAUGUUUUGUGUGUUAAAAGGAGUGGUUUCUUUUUGCACAUUUCUUGUUUUGAAGAAAAAAAAAAUGUUAUUUAAUGUUUGUCCUGUUUAACAUAAAUCUAUGCAAUAUGUACAGGUGAGAAAUAUAUUUGUUUUUUUAACUUAAUAAAAAA
This is a messenger RNA of Pseudophryne corroboree (corroboree frog), 4430 nucleotides long. RefSeq lists its product as uncharacterized. Gene Ontology annotation, cellular component: nucleus. Bases 164 to 1240 code for a protein of 358 amino acids. The transcript is spliced from 2 exons. Gene Ontology annotation, molecular function: transcription regulator activity. Lineage: Eukaryota; Metazoa; Chordata; Amphibia; Anura; Myobatrachidae. The record is from RefSeq and is a predicted model, not a curated record.